CUGAUGAAUAAAACAAACGUCUUAACUAAAGCAAGCUAGAUGUAAGAAAAUUAUCUCACGAUUUUUGUAGUAGUCAUAAACAACUUUAUUCAUUAUUACCAUCAUUGAAAACCAUUCUAAAUUUUGCACGUAAAAAUGUGCGUGUAAUAUGUUUCAUAAAUUCUUAACGUUUUAUUUUGAUUCGAUUUAAGAUGGCAAAACCCAAAGGAAAAGACCAAAUUCAGUACCCCACAUUUGAGAAGGCAGAAGACGACAAGACAGCUAAAUUCAUUGUUGAAGUUGAGGGAAAGAAACUCAGAGUACACAGGGAGUACCUGGCCCAGUUCAGUCCCCAGUGGAAGAAACUGAUGCUGGUGGUGCACAAAGACGACAACAAGAUAGAGUUCCAGGGACACAAACUGGAGGACAUAAGGGAGCUAUUCCAGUGUCUAUAUCCUUGUUUCAAACCCAUAGAUGAUUCGAACGUAGACUCGUUGAUGACGAGUGCCAUUGCCUUUGAGAUUGAGACAAUCAAAACACGCGUGCGGUCAUUCAUCGAACUCAAACUAGACGAGCAACUCAAUGGAAGGAUGGGAGGCACAGUAAACCACAUGACACAGAUACUCGAGCGCGCCGACAAAUUCGACAUGCAGGAUAUAGUGGAGAAAUGUUCGCAGUGGUUCGCCAAACAGUCCACUAGCAAAGUGCAAGACGCCAUCCGGAGAGUGAGUGCAGAGACUGGACUCAUUCUUGCCAGAGACCGAAUGGUGUACGUGGACAAGAAACUGAGAGAGGCUGAUAAGAAGAACAAAGACUUGGAGCAGAAACUACAAGUUCUUCAAAUAACUGCAGAUAAAUAACUACGUAACAGUAUUGAAAACAAAUUCAGCAGAGA
Molecule: messenger RNA, 874 nt
Organism: Symsagittifera roscoffensis
Lineage: Eukaryota; Metazoa; Xenacoelomorpha; Acoela; Convolutidae
Exons: 5
Coding region: 192-839 (215 amino acids)
Molecular function (GO): protein binding
Source: RefSeq, a predicted model, not a curated record